Lineus longissimus is the source of this 2271-nucleotide messenger RNA. Its product is annotated as trichohyalin-like. NCBI's taxonomy places the organism in Eukaryota, Metazoa, Nemertea, Pilidiophora, Heteronemertea, Lineidae. The record is from RefSeq and is a predicted model, not a curated record. The transcript has 7 exons. Bases 250 to 1224 code for a protein of 324 amino acids.
UAAGGACGCCGAUUCUUCUGUCAUGUCUGUUUUCUUGUGGUGAUUUAUCUGAUUUUUCACCGCAAUCGUGGGUCAAAAGUGUUCAUAUUGUCGUUUUUGACGGUAACUAGGUCCCUUAACGAGAUAACAUGUGAAGAAGGCAUUCAGUGCCUUUCUUAAUCACAAAUACACAGAGCAGGCGCUCAUGCAAACAACACAGUUAUUUCACAAACGAAAACUAUUCUGAAAGGAACUUGGAUCAAAUCAAGGAUGUCGCAAACGAAAAUGAAACCUACUCGCGCCCUUGGGUCUGUUCGGGCAGUCCAGACGAUGGCCACAAGGCGGAACUCUUACACAAAUGGCUCGAAUCUUCCGGGAGUGUCCGGAAAUGCCAUGGCUGUGCCUCCUCCUAAGGAGAGGGAGGAGAGAAAGAGGUCUACACCAAACACUGGACCAGCCUCUUCGGCUCGCUCGGAUACUAGCAGCCGAUCUGAUGAACUUGCCGAUAAGAAGGAACUUAGAGAUGCCUUGGCACGUGAGCGUAAACUCAAGGAGAAGUUAUCGGCGCUUCAGAAGGUAAUCGAUGAACUGAGGGAAGAGGUCAAGAAGAAGGAUGGAGCAAUCGAAAGCCUUGAAUUGUCUGUAGUGGAGCACAAACAAAAGGCCCAAAACUUUGAGAAACUUUACGAGCAAGAGAAGGCAGAUCACAAGGUAACCAAGAAACAAGUAGAAGAGGUCCGGGGCGACUUAAAUGCCAAGAUAUCUUAUAUUGACACAUUGGUCUCUGCUCAUGAAACCAGGAUGAGAGAUCUCGAAACUAAGAUGGAGAGGAGGGUUAAAGAAGUCGCUGAAGAAAAAGACAAAGAGAUCGCAAUAAGAGAUGAAAAGUUGGCAAGGAUGAAGAAACAAAUGGCAGAUGCUUUGCAAGGGAAUUCAUGGGAGAGGCAACAACAGCUGGAAGAAUUAACAAAGGAGUUAUCUAGAAUACAAGAAGAGGCCGAUUCUUUAAGAAUAAAGUUAAAAGCUUAUAAAGGAAAAAACCAGAGUGGUUGCCCAAAUUGUCAAGACAUGUCGAGCAAACUGGAGAAAUCGAAUAAAAUCGUCAAAGAAAAAGACAAUGCAAUUCGUGAACUGAAAGCCAUUUCUAUGCAGUUUGAGAAACAACUCGGGGCGUCAGAUAAACUUUUGGAAGAGUUUGCUCAGUCAAAAGGCUACAAAGGACCAGGACGAGGGGUACCGAAAUAGUUUCCAUGACUUAAGUCGGUAUAAAAGACUGUUAAACGUUGUAGUCAAAGACUAUUUCAUGGUGGUGGUAUUCACAAGAAAUAGAUGAAAUAGCGGUAGGCAGUUUUUGGAUUCACUCCGGGGGGGGCAGAACUCGCUAUUGUUGUUGUUGUUGUUGUUGUUGAGACAGAUGCGGCCUUGCUGAACCCUGCAAACAGCCCUGCAAAAGUCCUAGUCAGUAGCCCCUUGCUGAAAACGGCGAGUAAUGAGUAUGUCUAAACUCUACUAAUUCAUAUUUUUUAUGCAAAUUGAUAAAAAUUCCUGUUUUAGAAGUAAGCUUUGUACAUUGCAGUAACUUGAAAAAACAGAACUACCCUGAGAAGGUUGUCCUUAGACCAGAAAAACUGGGCCGUGUGCAAGUUAUCUCUGUUUGUGAUCAGAUUGGUCGAAUGGAAUAAUGAAAUUGUCAUGAAAUGGGCAUUUUUGCCUCAUGGAUGUCGAACUAACCGGUGACAAAGAGAAUAUUUGAAUGUAUCUAAAGUACAGAAGUAAUUUAGUUGGACUGAUACUGCUGAACAACGUUAAGGUUGUUUUGACCAUGUGUUUUUGGUGUUGUCGGUAUAGUUUUUAACUUUUGAUUUACAAAUGCUCAAUGCAGCCUAUGGAAGGCAAUCCGUCCAUUCAUAUUACCGGUAGUGUUUUCUAGAUUUCUUACUAUUUUGUGGUCAUUAUUUUAAUCCGUCCAUGGAAAAUGAAGCAGACAGACCAAUUUGUGAUUGUGUUUUGUUGUUUCCAGUACCUUGAUUAUUUAAAGGAGGAGAGGUGUAAUUACUGACAGCCAAUGCCCUCCCAAAAAAACCCUCAAGAGUAGCCAUCAGUAAGUCACACAGUUUUUCUUUCUGUCUGAAGUUAAUAGGGUAGUUAAAUGAAAGUAUGACUUUUGGUUGCAAUCACAGUCAUAAGUACAGCUACAUGUAGCUUAAGGUGAAAAUAUUUUUGAUUUGCCAUAUUGCCACUUUAAUUGUGUAAUAUCUUUUUGUUUUUGUAAAUAAUAAACAUGGUUCAAAG